UUUUCAUUACCGCUUUUUGUUUACAAAAUAUGGACACGUGUUUAGGGCCAGAAUUAAAUGUGUCUGAUGUUUUUUCUUGUAGUUUUUCGUCAUGGUAUUCAAGUUUUGAGAACUUAACAAUAUCAAGUAAAGUUCUGGUUUUACCUCCGGAAGUAAAGAGUUAUUUACUGGCUGAUGGAAUUGUUCUACCUGAAGAAGAUAAUUAUAGAAGCACUGCUGAUACUUCAGAAGAUGAAGAGGAUGAUUGGGAUGAUGGCAAUCAAGAAAGUCAGCCACCCAAGUUUGUAGAGUUUGAAGCGACAGUGAAGCAGGCGAUUGAAGCUCUUGGUGGCAGUGUUUUUCCUAAGCUGAACUGGAGCGCUCCUAGGGAUGCAUCAUGGAUUGCAUUUGGCAACACUCUGAAAUGUGAAGGACUUAAUGAAAUCUUACUCCUAUUGAAAAGUUCCGAUUUCAUCACCCAUGAUCUUACUAGACCGUUUGACUGUUGUCAUGACAGUGGGACUCACAGUAGUGACAGUGUGCAAUAUGAGCUGGUUUUAAGAGAGUGGUGCAGCCUAGCCCAGUCUAUGGAAUUCAGAGUGUUCGUAAAACAAGGUGUAAUUGUUGGUAUAUCACAAAGAGAUUUCACCAAUUAUUUUCCUGAACUCAAAAAUAUUGCAGCCAGGUUACCUCGUGAAAUUCAGCGCUUCCAUUCUAGACACAUUGCUGGAAAAUUUACCCUUCAAAAUUAUGUGUUUGAUGUUUACAGAAGAGCUACGAAUAACUAUCUUUUGAUUGAUUUCAACCCAUUUGGUGAGGUCUGUGACAGUCUAUUAUUUUCCUGGGAGGAACUGAGAACACGUCAAGUAGAUGGAACACAGGAAGAUAUAUUUCGGUAUGUCAUGCAGCAAGAAGGGGUGAAACCAAACCCCUAUGGGCAGUACAGGGUUCCAACCGAUGUUAUUGAUAUAGCUACUGGAUCUGACCCUCAAAAACUUGUUGACUUCCUAAAAGUGGAGGCCGAGCGACAGGCAAGAGAAGAUUCUACCAAAGACGACACUGAUGAUGUGGAAAGAUGAUGAUUAGGAUUUAAUAAUCUAAUUUCUUAUAUUUAUUUCAUACAUGGCUCAAAUGCAUUUGUACAUUUUGGUUCAAUAGUGAGGGACCAAUUGCAUAGCAAGAUAAUUUUACUAAAAGCAUCUGGGUUGGAAAAAAAUUUGAUGAAUAAAAAACUACGAGUGCUUGGGAGCACCAUU
This is a messenger RNA of Anneissia japonica, 1235 nucleotides long. Its product is annotated as cell division cycle protein 123 homolog. Gene Ontology annotation, cellular component: cytoplasm. The coding region runs from base 30 to 1058 and encodes 342 amino acids. NCBI's taxonomy places the organism in Eukaryota, Metazoa, Echinodermata, Crinoidea, Comatulida, Comatulidae. The record is from RefSeq and is a predicted model, not a curated record. The transcript is spliced from 13 exons.